Messenger RNA from Gopherus flavomarginatus (Mexican gopher tortoise), 726 nucleotides. It is a transcript of the gene FGF2, whose product is annotated as fibroblast growth factor 2. Gene Ontology annotation, molecular function: fibroblast growth factor receptor binding; growth factor activity. Gene Ontology annotation, cellular component: cytoplasm. Gene Ontology annotation, biological process: regulation of cell migration; positive regulation of protein phosphorylation; positive regulation of cell population proliferation. The transcript has 4 exons. Lineage: Eukaryota; Metazoa; Chordata; Testudines; Testudinidae. The record is from RefSeq and is a predicted model, not a curated record. The coding region runs from base 1 to 726 and encodes 241 amino acids.
AUGUCACCUACACAGAGCAUUUACCAAGCCCUGACAGAGAAAAGGGAUGAAGUUUCCUGCAUGCCACCAUAUGGGACGAGGGAUGUGAUGGAGCCGGCAGGGGCGAGGCUGGGCGGCCGCGGCAGAGGGCGAAGCCGGCAGGAGGUGAGGCUGGGCGGCCGCGGCAGGGCGAGAAGCCGGCAGGGGCUGGUGGGCGGCCGCGGCCGGGGGGCCGGGCACCAGGGGGGCUCCCCGGCCCGGGGCCCCGCAGCGGGGCGGAUGGCUGCGGGCAGCAUCACCACCCUGCCCGCGCUGCCCGACGACGGGGGCAGCGGCACCUUCCCCCCGGGGCACUUCAAGGACCCCAAGCGGCUGUACUGCAAAAACGGGGGCUUCUUCCUGAGGAUCAACCCGGACGGCAGAGUGGACGGAGUCCGGGAGAAGAGCGACCCGCACAUCAAAUUGCAACUUCAGGCAGAAGAAAGAGGAGUGGUGUCAAUCAAAGGCGUAUGUGCAAAUCGUUUUCUGGCUAUGAAGGAAGAUGGCAGAUUAUUGGCAUUGAAAUGUGUAACUGAAGAAUGUUUCUUUUUUGAGCGCUUGGAAUCAAACAACUACAACACUUACCGGUCACGGAAAUAUUCUGAUUGGUAUGUGGCAUUGAAAAGAACUGGACAGUACAAACUUGGACCAAAAACUGGACCAGGGCAGAAAGCUAUCCUUUUUCUUCCAAUGUCUGCCAAGAGCUGA